This is a messenger RNA of Chironomus riparius, 1252 nucleotides long. The record is from the annotation of a GenBank genome assembly. Lineage: Eukaryota; Metazoa; Arthropoda; Insecta; Diptera; Chironomidae.
CUUUUCACAUCGUCGAGGCAAAAUAAAUCAUAAAAUAUUGAAUUAAAAUGUCAGCAAUCAAUGACAAAUCCUGUCGCAUCUGCCUUACAUCCAACUCAGCAUUCAUCAAUAUUUUCGGCAAGUUCCACAACCGUCAAGUCAAAGAAAUUAUUGAAAAUUUAGUUCAAAUUAAAAUCGAUGAAUUUUUAAAAGCACCAAAAUUCAUUUGUCAGCUGUGCCUGACUAAGCUCCUUCAAGCUGAGACAAUAAUUGAGUUGUGUCGAAAAAAUCACGAAUUUUUAUCAGAAUUAUCAAAAAUUGAUGAUGAAUCAGCACCAACAGUCGAUGAGAUAAUAAUUGAGGAACUUGUGGAACCGCCAGCAGAUCCAAUUGACAUUGAACUUAAGAUUGAAGUCGACGAACCACAAAAGUCGUCAUUUUUCUGCUCAGCCUGCGGUCAAGACUACAACACACGCCAAAAGUUGCUCUACCAUGAAAAAACAAAGCACAAUACCAGCAAUUUUGUGCCUCAAACCUUCACAUGUGAUCGAUGCGGACGUAUUUUUAAGCAAAAGUCACACGUCAUCAAUCACAUGAAUGUUGUGCACUUGAAAAUUAAGCGAUUCCAUUGUGACAUUUGUGACUUUAAAAUGUAUUCGAAAACUCAUUACACGACGCAUCUAAAGACUCACUCGAAUGUUAAGGACUUUGUCUGUCCACAAUGUGAUAAGGCAUUUGCUAGAAAGACAACUUUGGAUACUCAUCUGAAGACACACACUGGACAGCGAGAUUAUGUCUGUAAAUUCUGUUCUAAAAGUUAUACAGCACAUACGGAUCUGAAGAGGCAUUUAUCACAGCAUACAAAUAAGAAGCCUUACAAUUGUAAUUUAUGUAGUGAUGGAUUUACGCUGAAGCGACAACUUUUUGAUCAUAUAAGGAGUAAACAUCCUGGGAAGGAUACAAGCUCAUGGUUGACUGGAAAGACGAGUUGGUCGGACUUGAUGAGAUGAUGAAUUGUGUUGGAACUGGCAUGGAAUGUGUUGAUUUCUUCGAGAUUUGGAAGAUGAAUUAAAUUUGGCUUCUUGGGCUAGUUUGUGCGUCCAUCAAGAGUAUCCUGCACUGGUAUCAAAGUGAAGUAUGACUGUGACUUUAAUGGACAUCUUAUACAGCCUCAAACCGUAUUUUGUUAAUAAAUCAUGAAUUAUUCAUUAAAAGCUUUGCAUGCAAAAUAUUUCUAGAAAUAAAAGUCUGGUCGUUCUUUUACAAAACGUGG